AAUAAUAAUAAGAGAGAAGCUGUUUUUGUGUUCACAUGUGGUGUAUAAAUAUAUAGAAGCCUCUCCUCUCCAAUCCAUCUCCAAAAGGAAAGCAAAUAAGCAAUUACCAGUUAAACCUAAUUUUAUCUUUUUUUUAGAAAGAAAAUGACUUCAUGGAAGAAAACAAUCGCAACGCCAUUCAAGAAAGCGGCGACGUUCUUUAACCAACCCCAGCAAACGCCACACAACCGCCACGCAAACGCCAAGGCGAGAGAAGAACACGAGAGACGAUCGGUGAAGGAGCUUCGAGGAGACGUCAUGGCUUGUGGUUAUGAAGAUGUCCUCGUCAUGUGGUCAAUUCUUGACAAGUCAAACUCUUCAAACAAUCACUCUUCUUGAUUGGAUUUCUUCUUCUUCUUCUUCUUCUUCUUCUUCUUUUUUCCUUCAAUGUGUAUAGCUUUGUAUUAGAGCCCGCCAUGUGUCUGUUCUUUCUCCUUGUCUUACGUUACAUUACGUGGUCGUGGCUUUUUUCCCCCUCUAAAUUAGAGUUUAGUGAAUUUUUAUCCGAUGAUCAGUUUUGAUUCGGAUGUAAUGAAUCCCUGCAAUGAUCUAAUCCAAGUCACGGUGCCAAUUUUUAUUUAAUAAGUCUUUCUUUUAA
This is a messenger RNA of Brassica napus (rape), 637 nucleotides long. RefSeq lists its product as uncharacterized. Bases 145 to 378 code for a protein of 77 amino acids. The transcript is spliced from 2 exons. The record is from RefSeq and is a predicted model, not a curated record. NCBI's taxonomy places the organism in Eukaryota, Viridiplantae, Streptophyta, Magnoliopsida, Brassicales, Brassicaceae.